Messenger RNA from Protopolystoma xenopodis, 363 nucleotides. NCBI's taxonomy places the organism in Eukaryota, Metazoa, Platyhelminthes, Monogenea, Polystomatidea, Polystomatidae. The record is from the annotation of a GenBank genome assembly.
AUGCUACCUUCACUCUGGCCGGAUUCAUCCAUCCUGGUGGCAAUGGCUCGUCUUCUCCAUCCAGCUUUAAUAAGCCUCCAGCUAUAUGAUCCAAGCUCUGUAAUCAGUAAAAAUUUGGAGGCCACUAUUUUUGGGAUGUCUACUCAAAUAUUUUCCAGCAGAUCGACGGAAUCAUCCAUUUUUCAUCAGCGAAACUCCUUUUUUGAAGGCAUUGCUAUAAAUAAAGGAGGAAAUAUCAUACAGGAUGAAGUAUUAGGGGAACCUAUGGGUGUUCGUGAUCCUGAUUUGAUGAAUUCUUCUGCUGUCUAUGCGGAAGAGAUGGGCGGUGAUGAAAGUGGAACCAAUAAGACAGACAAUUGGGCG